AUGGACCUCCUGGCGGGAUCGUGCCUCGUGGCCCGUCUAGAGAUCCCGCUGGGGGAUCUGCUGGCCGAUCUGAAGGCCAACACUGAAGGGCGCCGCUCAUCGCUGUUCCUCAGCCUUGAGGGACACCUGGCUGAGGAUGGUGGCGGUGCCCCUGGGAGCCGAGGCCCAUCACCUGUGGCAGCCUAUCACAGCAGGAGGCCCCUGGAGGAGCCAAGGCCAUCCCAGCAGGAGCAGAAGGAGGCACAGAAACCAGAGCAGAAUGCCAGCCUUCCUCAACAGCCCAGCGGCAUAAACUACAGCCUGCCCUCACCACCAGAUGAAACAAAACCCAGCCUGUCACCACAGGCUGGACAAUCAAAGCCCAGCCUGUCACCACAGGCUGGCCAAUCAAAGCCCAGCCUGUCACCACAGGCUGGCCAGUCAAAGCCCAACCUGCCACCACAGGCUGGCCAGUCAAAGCCCAGCCUGUCAUCACAGGCUGGCCAGUCAAAGCCCUGCCAAUCCCAACAGGCUGGUCAAUCAAAGCCCAGCCUGCCACCACAGGCUGGUGAAUCAAAACCCAGCCUACCCCCACAGGCUGGCGAGAACGCUUCCCCUUCAGUACAGCAGGUCAUACACCGUGACCUCGGGGAAGGAGAAAGAUGGAGACCUCCCCGGCCCAACCUGCGGCAGAAAACAGGACAAGCCCAACAGGCUGGCGAGACUGUGCCCAGCCUGAGCCCCGAGGUCAUACACCGUGACCUCGGGGAGGGAGAAAGAUGGAGACCUCCCCAGCCCAACCUGCGGCAGAAAACAGGACAAGCCCAUCAGGCUGGCGAGACUGUGCCCAGCCUGAGCCCCGAGGUCAUACACCGUGACCUCGGGAGGGAGAAAGGUGGAGACCUCCCCAGGCUCUCCUCCGUCAAAGAAGGGGAGAGCCCAGCGGGAGUUCCUCUGCGGGGGGACGGGAUGGCCUUGUCAUGCACCCUCCCAUUCCGUCCCCCUCUAAGCAGGGGAAGGAGGCCCCGCCGGGAGAGAAGGGCGUGGGCGGGGCCCGCCUGUGUGGCCUCUGCUUUGUUGAUCGCCUAG
Molecule: messenger RNA, 1068 nt
Organism: Portunus trituberculatus (swimming crab)
Lineage: Eukaryota; Metazoa; Arthropoda; Malacostraca; Decapoda; Portunidae
Product: probable serine/threonine-protein kinase samkC
Exons: 1
Coding region: 1-1068 (355 amino acids)
Source: RefSeq, a predicted model, not a curated record